Aplysia californica (California sea hare) is the source of this 514-nucleotide messenger RNA. RefSeq lists its product as uncharacterized. The record is from RefSeq and is a predicted model, not a curated record. Lineage: Eukaryota; Metazoa; Mollusca; Gastropoda; Aplysiida; Aplysiidae.
GCCUUCCGGGCCUGUCUCGACCUCCAAGCUUCCGGUCAUCCCGUCGGCCACGCCCCCUCCCGGCGAGAGCAACUGGUUGGUCCCCGUCAACCGGAAGCAGGACAGGGGCGGGGUCUACAGCAAGUCCGGCCUUGACCCCGACGAGAGCGACGGCCGGAUGCACGUGCUGGAGACGAGGCUAGGGGUCACGGAGAAGUCCAAUAGGGCGCUCAUGGAGGAAGUGUUGAGGCUACACAGCGAGCUGAGGGUGAACGUGAGGAAGAAUGAGGAGAACAUCAAGGAGGACCGAAUGUCUCGCCAUCAGCUGGAAGGCUCGCUGCAGAUCGUCAACGAUCUCAUCAACAAACUGUCCAGCCGGAUCAAGACGACCGAGGACAAGAUCGUGGAGGAGCGGUCAGCGCUGUCCAGUCUGGUGUCACACACCAAGGGCGUGGAGCAGGCGGUGUUGUCCAGCCAGCAGACGCUGGCCAUCAAGAAAGAUUCCCAGGGUUCCAAGUGAGUACUGCCAAAGCUG